CAUCCAUACGUACAUAGUGAAGAAAGGGAAGUGAAAACAACAACAUUACGAGCAGCAUAAUAAUAAAUAUAUGAUUAUUAUAAUUUAUAUUAUUCCCAAAAUUAAAAAUAACAGCCAAACAAAAUUCCAUUAUGUGUCAUUGUCAUUGGAAAGCGGGGCAAAGAUUGCGGUGUUGGCAAGGAGUGGGGGGCGUUGAUCGAUCCGAUUGUUUAAGAAUGCUUACACACUCGUUCAUUGAGUCAUGUGCAACUUUAAGGGCUGCACAAAUACUUGGAAAAACUUUUCACACAAACUACAUAUGAACUAUUAUGAUAAUUAAAAUAACAUAAAUAUUUAGAAUAUAAACUAAUACAAACUAGUGUUUAUGCAUUAAGUGUCUUUUAUUUAUCGAAAUAAAAUGCCCAUUAUUAACAGCAAUACAGGGUAUACAACAACAGAGUCAACUUCCACUUCAGCUGUUUGUGCAGCCCUGGCAGCGAUCAGCUGUUAUUAAAUCUCGGCGCCAAUCAAAAGGGAACGGAGCAAUUUAGUUUAUUACUUUUGUAAAAUAUGUAUAAACGUUUUAGAAAAUCAAAAGAGCAAAUAAUAAUUGCCGAAAAUAGCAGCAGUGAUGAAGAAAAAAAUGUCGAUGAAGUGAGCCAAAUUAUUGUGCGAAGACGUCCUGCAAAUAAUCAAAAAUAUGUGCCAAUCUGCCGCAGUAAAACUGAACGCCUCGAUGAUUCUCGUAUUUCAGAUGCGAGCACCGAUAGCGAGCAAGAGCAAGAGAAUAAACGCUGUUUAUUAAACUCGAACAGAUGUCGCGAUAAUUCCAAGGCGUUGCAUUUAACGCCUAUCAAUAAAUUCCAGCCACUAUCAGUGGCUAUUAGUGGCAAGAAGAUGUCACCAGCUUCAUUAUCAUCGUCGCCAACUCUAAGCAACCUGAAGAAGUGUUCGCCAAAAACGCCGCCCGCUGUGGUUAUAAGUGUCAAAAAUAUGUCACCAACUUCAUCAUCAUUAUCGACAACUCUAUGUAACUUUACGAAGUGUUCUCCGGCAACGCCUCCAACAGCUUGGCAUAGUUUGAGGCGCACACUUGCCACCUUGAAGCGUGAGCGAAGUGUGUUGCAAACCUCCAUUCUAGACGCUAGUUACGUUGACAGCACCCCGAGUCCUUCACUGGAGUCGAACCUAUCCACAUUAAUUGCCAAGCAGCCCAUGCUACACAAUGCCAAAGUCUACUCAGCUCAGAAGAAACAUCGCUGUGUUAAAGGUGGAUAUUUACAGGAAUACAAGCGUCUUAUUCAAAAACAGCGAAUGGAUCGUCGCAGUCUGCAGCACAAUCAACGCCUGGGCAUCAGUCCAGGACAACGAGUUCAAGUGGUGGGUAUCAACGAAUCCUUUGGCGUGCACAUGGCGCGCGUUCAAGAGAUAGAAGACGACUCAAACAACUUCAAUGUGAUUGUGGAUCGCCAGAUGGCAGCGAGAAUCGUUGUGGGAUCGAAUUUGGAACUUUACUUCGACCCCAAGGCGGAGGCACCGUUGCAGAUGUCGAAUAAACAGCUCGUCUAUAUAGAACCGAAUAAAUUAGUUUUAUUAUAA
Messenger RNA from Drosophila albomicans, 1578 nucleotides. RefSeq lists its product as uncharacterized. Lineage: Eukaryota; Metazoa; Arthropoda; Insecta; Diptera; Drosophilidae. The coding region runs from base 550 to 1578 and encodes 342 amino acids. The record is from RefSeq and is a predicted model, not a curated record. The transcript has a single exon.